Paramuricea clavata is the source of this 1948-nucleotide messenger RNA. NCBI's taxonomy places the organism in Eukaryota, Metazoa, Cnidaria, Anthozoa, Malacalcyonacea, Plexauridae. The record is from the annotation of a GenBank genome assembly.
AUGUCCAAAGCUGAGGAAGAAACAUAUACGUACUUAUUUAAAGUCGUUCUGAUUGGAGACAGCGGAGUAGGUGGGUACAAAAGGCUUAAGCUUUUGUAUAUUGACUAUAUUCAUGUUUAUUUUGCUACAACCAACUUUAUUUGCCAUAAUUCUUGACAAAUUUAAUAGCCUUCCCAAUCUGAGGACAAGAUUGAGUAUAAUAUAAGUCAUAACAUUCUCUUUUAUCAUUCAAAAAUGUUUUGAAUUUGAGUUCGUAUAAGUUAUGUCUAUAAUUUCUUCAGGCCUUUAUGAUAUUUGUAUAUAUGCUAGACUAUAUUACACGAUAGUCCAAGUAUAAAUUGAAUGACAACGCUUCAUGGAUAAACUGGUAUUAAUCCUAACGUUAAACAUUCACAAAUAAACUGACAAAGGCAAAGCAAUCUAUUAUUGUCAAUGAGGUCAUGUAUGCAUGUGCUAGUCAGCAUGUUCUAAAAUAUAAAUGCAGUGUAAUUGCUUUAAUAUUAGGCUUAUACUAGCUUAUAUGUACGAUUUCUAAACUAUUACGGUCCAUCUUCUAUCAGCGAGAAUUAAGAUGAUUGCAAUUGUCUGCAUAACCUUACUGUAUCUUUAUUUUAUUUUAUUUUAUGAUCUGAAAACUUAAAGAUGCAUGUCAAAGUCACUAACAAAUGCCCGUAUCGCCGUCGUUAUAUUUAUAUGACAUCUUCAUUCAACUCUGCAUGAUUAUAACGAACUUGCAAGAUCGCCAUGAGGCAAGAUUUGUAAGCGUUUAGACCAAUAGACCCUUCAUGAAUUAGCACAUAAACACUACUUCAUGCAACUACUCGCAAGUGCGGUGAAUGGCAGCAUACAUGCAUGCCAUUGACAUGGACAGAAAAGUAUAAUCAUCUAGUCUAUCGGACUAUCUAUUUAUUUAUUUAUUUAGCUUCGCCUUGACAAAAAACGUACACAAUACAAGCACAACAAUUCAUAUAGUGAGACAUAAAAAGAGGCGGGGACACCACAACAGUUUACACCAAUUACUGUGGGCCCUAACUGUAUAGACUAUCGUGUUCUAUUCGUCCCCUUUAGCCUAAAAAUUUUUAAAGUGAGAUCCAUGCAAUUAAUGACAGUGUGUAUAGUAUUGUGCGAUAAGCUAUCGCGGUUUGUGUCUGAACUACCUGAAUAGAUUAAAAACACUUCAACUUCUCGAGCAAAGAAUUUAGGACGCACGCAGGACUGAGGAGCUAGGAUCUCCAGUUCACCUUGCUUCCUCGCAUUUUAAUUCCUUCCAUUCAGACACAAACAUAAUAUUUUCACUGUAAUUAACAGAAUAAACUUUGAGCUAUGUCAACUGUAUGCUUUAUAAUUAUGCUUUAUUAUGUAUAAAAAUGUCACACUAUUUACUAAAUACUUUAACUAAGUUCAAAGGCCUUACCUGUAUAACUAUAAGACUUUUAAGUCUUAAUUACAGUAACUAACUAAAAGAUAACUUUUAUUAUCCCCUGUCAGUACAUAGCAUUUCUAAAUGCUAUGUAGGCUACUGACAGGGGAUAAUAAAAGUUAUCUUUUAGUUUUUUGAACAGUAUAAAGUCAUUUCUGCAAUUAUUAAUGUACAUGUGAAUGCAUACUGUGGUUCACUGAACAGUAAACGAGAAAGUCUCUUGUCUAGAUUGAAGUUAAAAAAUUUCCAAUUAGUUCAAAAACCUCUACAUCUGAGACUUGAGUAUAAUAUCGCCACAUGCACUGUCAUUCACAAAGAGAAAUGCAUGUCAGUAUUUCGACUACAAAAGAGUGUCAAGUUAUUUAUGCGUUCUCUUCGUUUAUUCCACAGGCAAGUCCCAGCUCUUAACUAGAUACACAAAGAAUGAUUUUCAACUAAGUUCAAAGCCAACAAUAGGAGUAGAACUUGCUCAUGAAGAUAUUGAAAUUGAUGGCAGAAUUGUCCGAGCUCAAAUAUGGGACACUGCAG